Messenger RNA from Oikopleura dioica, 273 nucleotides. NCBI's taxonomy places the organism in Eukaryota, Metazoa, Chordata, Appendicularia, Copelata, Oikopleuridae. The record is from the annotation of a GenBank genome assembly.
AUGUUUUAUUACAAUGAAGAGGUUUAUUUCGUGACGAUGAAUAUGACCGUCAUCGAGUAUGAAAUAGAGCCACCACCAAAAAAGCGAGAUCUUCUAUUUGAGUUUGUUGGAUCAAAUGCGAUGCUCUUUGGAAUUCUAAUCGGACUCUCCUUCGUGACCAUGACAGCGAUUAUUUCUUUGACGGUUUGGAACUACAGGAAAGAAAAGCGAAAAAUCAGAAGUCGUCAACUUAUUACUUCUGAAAAUACGACGAUCAAUACUAUUUCCGAAUAA